This is a messenger RNA of Trichoderma aggressivum f. europaeum, 1491 nucleotides long. RefSeq lists its product as uncharacterized. Bases 1 to 1491 code for a protein of 496 amino acids. Gene Ontology annotation, biological process: protein polyubiquitination; regulation of mitochondrial fission. The record is from RefSeq and is a predicted model, not a curated record. The transcript is spliced from 2 exons. Gene Ontology annotation, cellular component: mitochondrial outer membrane. NCBI's taxonomy places the organism in Eukaryota, Fungi, Ascomycota, Sordariomycetes, Hypocreales, Hypocreaceae. Gene Ontology annotation, molecular function: ubiquitin protein ligase activity; zinc ion binding.
AUGGACUUGUCGGCCAAGGCCGAGCCCACCACUUCGUCCGCAGCCAUCCAGGCCGCCAUCGCCGAUCGCCCGUCGGAUGCGCCGCGACGAUGCUUCAUCUGCUUGACCGACGAGGAGCCCUCGGAUCCCCCAGGCUCGUGGGUUGACCCGUGCCCAUGCACGCUGGAGGCGCACCAAGACUGCAUGCUCUCAUGGGUGACGGACUGCGAGCGGUCCAACAAGCCGCUCAAGUGCCCGGUGUGCAAGUCCGCCAUCGAGAUGGACGGUCCGUGGGACCCCGUCGCCUCUCUGCACGACGCCAUACAGCGCAAAUUCACUCGCGCGAGCCCCUUCAUCCUCUUGACCGGGGUGUCGGUGGGAGUUCAGUUUAGCCUGCAAAUGUACGGCGCCAUGGCGUUGUGGACGUUUGCCGGCAAGGAGGCGCUGCUUCAGUUCGCCCUGGGACCUGAUAUGCUCAUCGACGGGCGAUCGCCUGGAGCGCUGAGGUUUGCCAAAGAGCGCAUAGUCAAUGCCCUGAUUUUGAUGAACGUGGCGCCGACACUGCUCAUCAGCCAGCUGCUACCAGGUCUUACUAACAGAUACUUUAUGCAGAGUGCAUCUAUUUAUGGGAUCUACAGCAUGAUUCGAAAUGACAACUUUUUGGAGUGGCCACCGUCUCCCCGCAUGGCCAUGGUGGCACUGCCCAUCAUUCGCAAGAUGUACUUUAGCUUCUGGAGAGACUUUGUCAUGCCGUACGAAGUGAGGCUCAACCGACAAAUCUCGGGGCUCCCGCCCCUCGACCCACAGCAAGAGGCCGAUGGUGCUCACAAUCGGCAGGAUCUAGAGCGCAACGGAGAGGGUGGGUUCAUCGGCCUUCUCCAAAACAUUCUUGAUGUGCUGGAUCCUGACGAGGAGGAUCCCGCCGCCGGGGCUAAUAACGGUGGCGGCGAGGCGCGAGCAGGGGCUCAGCAUGAGAUUCGACUAGAGCAGCGGGAAGAGGGAGACGAGAUCAGGGUUGAACUUCUCAUCGAGGAGGUCAUUGAAGACGCAGUUGAUUUGAACGGGCCGGCCAACGAUGAGCAAAAUGGCCAUGUGCGCUGGGACCAGGCUCAGGAGGACAAUGCCAAUGGGCACCCGCAGGAAAACCAACGCGAGGCACCCCAAGCGCCACCAGCAAGGAGGAUGGGACUCGGCGGUCUCCUGUCAAACGUGUCCAACUCCAUCGUCGGGGCCCUCCUUUUGCCAGGCAUCUCCUUUGCCAUGGGCGAAGCUUUGCGGUUGAUUCUCCCUCGAUCUUGGACAACAGCGCCGUCUAGGAACCACUGGCUGUUUGGGCCAUCACCGUCAGGCCGGCCUGGCCUGUUGCAGCAGCAAUGGGGGCGCAGCCUGGUGGGCGGGUGCCUCUACAUCGUCCUGAACGAUGUCAUCAGGGUGUACAGCAAGUCUCGCCAGGUCGCAGCCAUGCAGAACCGGAAGGUGAAGAAUGUAGAUCGACCACGACGGAGAAAGUAA